This is a messenger RNA of Symbiodinium necroappetens, 4131 nucleotides long. Lineage: Eukaryota; Dinophyceae; Suessiales; Symbiodiniaceae. The record is from the annotation of a GenBank genome assembly.
AUGCAGCUGCAAGCACGAGAGUUUCCUCGGCUCAGGAAGACCAUCAAAAGAACUGGGCUGGGCAAAGCUGCGUUUUUCGAGCUCCGGUAUGAGGACGAUGGUGUCACAGAGAACAAAACCUUCAUUCUCAACCAGGAGAAGCCAUGUCUAGAGCCGUACAGAACAUCCUCAAUUCUCAUUGCUGGUGACAACUUCGGAUGUGGCUCAUCACGCGAGCAUGCGCCAUGGGCUCUGAAUGAUCAGGGCAUCCGCUGCAUCAUUGCACCUAGCUUCGCAGACAUCUUCUUCAAUAAUUGCUUCAAGAACGGGAUGCUGCCUAUUGCCGUGACGAAGGAUGUGGUGGAAGAGCUCUGGACGCACUCCGAGGCACACAAAUUGCUGAGCGUCGACCUUCAGAGCCAGGAAAUCAGAAGAGAAGGCUGCGAGGCCAUCAAAUUUGAAGUGGACCCGUUUCGGAAGCAUUGCUUGCUGAACGGACUGGAUGACAUAGGCUUGACGCUCCAAAAGAGUGAUCACAUCGACAGCUUUGAGGCGAGACGGAGCUCCAUGUUCCCUUGGUUGGACGGCCCAAACUACAGCAGAUUAAAGGCGGAAGUUCGCAUUAGCACCACCAAGUCCGCGGCAUUCUACACACGCGUGUCCAAGGGAUUCCUGGCUGGUCUUGCAGCAAACGAUGAUCGGCCAGAGCGUCCAGCAGCUUCGCAGCUCAUUCUGACUGCCACUGGCAAUGCGAUCGAGCGGGCUGUUCGCGUGUCCCAAGACCUUAAGGCUGAGGGUGAGGUCGAUAUCUUGAAAGUUCGUACACAGAUGGUCACCGGGUCCAACCAGCGGGCGCAGGUGCCGCAGGCCAAAGCGUUUGAGCUUCAACAGUUCACAUGCCAGAGCAUGAAGGGGCCGGGUGAGGAAAAUUAUGCCGUGUGUCAAAGUCUGAAAGCAUUGCACGUGGAGUAUCGGAAGUCCACAUCUGGCUAUGUCAUCCCGUACGGCUUGGAAUUUGAGGUUGCCCAGCUCACGAAGGUGAUUUUCCACUUGAACACGAGAAACGACGAGGCUGAUCAGCAUCUCGCGGCGGUGUCGCAGGCGUAUGAGACAGAAGUGGAGCAGAUUCUUAGAGAUGCCAACUCGAAGGUUCGCCGUUUGGCCGAGGCCGUGAGGUCAGGCCAUGGAAGCAAAGCUGCAAAAGAGCUGGAGGCUCUCAGGUCGAGCCAUGAGGAGGAGAAGCGUGAAGCUCUGAAAGAGAUUCAGAACGUCAAGUCUGCAGCAUCUGCCAGGGAGAGCAAGAACACCGCCAUGUGGAAAGAACGGCUCAGCAACAUGAAUGCAGAGGUUCAAGCGGUCAAGCAACAAUGCCAAGUGCAGGCUUCACAGUUCAAAGCAGCUUUGGAUAGAGUCCAGGAUGGGCAAGGUGCCGAGCUUUCCGACCUUCGAUCGCGUCAUGAAACGGAGCUACUCCGACUACAUGCUGAGCACGAGGCAGAAGUUCGCAGGAUGGCGGAAGCGUCCGAAGCCUCUGCAGCCCUGGAGGCAGAGCUGCAAAGGUGCAUCGACCAGCAAAAGGCCGACUUCACCAGGGAGCUUGCCGUGGAGCGCUCACGGUGCCAGGAGCUUCAGUCGCAGCUUGACAGCGCCAAGCGAAGCUUGGAGGACAGUCUAGCUUCCGGAGAUGAAGCUCUGAAGGCCGCACUUUUGGAGAAGAGCCAACUCAGCGAGCGGCUGAAAGCCGCAGAGGAUGAGAUGGCCACUCUCCGGGAAGCCGUCAGUGCAGGCAACUUGGCCUUGCAGAGUCGAGACAAGGACAUUGAGCACUUGAAGGAAUCCGUGGUUCAGUUUGAGGAGACUUGCAAAGUACUCAAGGAGGAAGGAGAUGUCCUCAAGAGAAACCUCGUGGAUUCGCAGGAUGAGCUUGCAAGACUCCAAAAAAAGCACGAGGAACUGCUAGACAAAUCGCACCGAGAUCAGGGACGACUGGAGGCGAGUGCUGAAGCAGAGCGGCAGCGCUGGGAGGAGGAACUUAAGGCCGCAAAGGAGCGUGAAGCAUCGCUCAAGGCUGAACUCGCUUCCCGAAAAGCGGCCGAGGCAGAGUUGGGCCUCGAGUUGGCGAGGGAAAGGGAAGAGGUGUCUAAGGCGCAGGCUGAAUUGAAGAAACAGGCGGAGGAGCUUGGACGCCUUCAGAAGGCCCUCGCCGACGCAGAGGCUCGCCGAGAGGAGCUGGCUCGUGAAGGUGGCUCCGAGGUCCAUCGACUGCAGGCCGAGCUCGAAGAACAAAAGGCAUUGCUUCUGGAAUGGCAAAGCAAAUUCUCGGAGCGAGAAAAGGAUUUCAACAACCAGCUGGAGAAGGCGCACGACGCCGCAAGCCGUGAGUUAGAAGCCGCCAGAGAGGCACACGCUGAGGCGGUGUAUACUCUAGAGAGGACACACGAACGGGACCUCUCCGAGAUGCAGGAAGCCAGCGCGGCAGAAGUGGCAUCUCUUCGAGCUGAACUCGAAGCCGAGGCGGACCGCCUUCGCCGCGAGCUCCGUGAGUUGCAGGGAUCGGAUCAAAGCGGCCGGCGUCUGCUGGAGGCGAAGGAGGCGGAGCUGGCUGAGGUUCAGGCCAAGCUCAAGGACUUGGAGUCGAAGCUGGAAGAAGCUCGAAGAGAAGCCGAAGAGGAGCGCCGCCUGAAGCGUAUUCUAGAAGAGCAGGCUGCAGCCGCAAACUCCGAGUUACAAGCUCUUCAAGGUGAAGUCGAGAAAACACAGGCUUUGCAUGUGGCAGAGAUAGAGCGUCUGCAUUUCGAGGCAAGAAAAGAAGCCGCCCUGCUGGCCGAGAAGCAACAGAAAGAAUUGCAGAGCCUGCGCGAGGAGAUGAUGAAAGCUCUCGAAAGCCGCGGUCGCGAAGGGCUCGCAGAGGUCCACAGACUCCAAGACGAACUCAGGCGCCUUCAAGACGCACAUGAGUCUGAGACAAGGGGGCUCAAGCAGAAAAUCGAAGAGCUUGAGGAGGCACUUCAGGCCACAACGCGAGAUGGGCAGGCAGAGGUGCAGCGGCUAAUGGCCUCAUCUCGCUUGGAGAUUGAGAAGGUCAAGACUGAAGGUGUGGAGAUGGUCCAGCGGCUAAAUGUCGAGCAUGAGGCCAAGCUGGAAGAGGUCUUCAAAGCACAGUCUGAAGCACUGGACCAGUUGCAGCAGAAGUUGGGAAAGUCCCAUCAGGAGCGGGUGGAUGAAAUGCGUCAGAAGCAUCUCCGAGAAACAGACAACCUCAAGACUGCGCAUGCUGCCGAAGUGCGUGAAGCUGCAGCCACGCACAAUGCCGCUAUGAAGGAGGUUCGUGCUGAGAUGGCCCAAGCUGUGCAAGAAGUGGAAGCAUCUGCCAAAGUGGCAGCUGCAAGGCAUGCUGAAGCGAUGCAAGCCAUCAGCACAGAGUUAGCUGCCGAAAGGGAGCAGCUCACGACCAGUCGCACGCAGGUGACGAAGUUGAGCGGAGAAUUGCAAACUUCUAGAGCAGCAAUGAUACAACUGGAGGAGCAGUUCCGGGCGACUGCAGUGAAACACGACGAGAUGAUGAAGCAUCAGCGCGAGGAGUUCGAGCGCGAGAAGCGUAACAUCAAGGAACAACACAAGAGAGGAGUCGAGCAGCUGCUAGAGGCCCACCUGAAGGAGACGGUCGAAUUGAAGCAGCAGUUUGACAGGGCCCGACAGCUGCAGGAGAUGCAAAUAGACAUGCUGCAAAAGAGGAUUGUGGAGCUGCAGGAGCUGUAUGAGUCGAGACCUUCCCGGGAAGAGGACUUGGAGCUUAUCGCCAAUCUGGAGAAGGAUUUGGAUGAGAAAUCUGCGCAGGUGAAAAAGCUCCUCGAUGACAUGCAGUUCUACAAGCUGGAGCUUGUGAACCGAGAGCAGAACUACAACAAGGUUUUCGGAGCGGCACCGACAGUCGGCAUCAUGAAUCCCAUUGCGGCAAAGAAGCCUGCCAAUGGUGGACAACCACAAAUGCGUGUUGUCCAGCAGCCUGGAUCAGGAAUGGCUGGAAUGAAUGUGGGCUUGCCUCCGCUGGGGAUGACUCCUGCCCCGACCCGAAGCAGCAGCAACAAGCCUAGCAACAUCCAGAAGAGGCCUUCGAGCGGGAGCAUGCGACGCGCAGGGUCCAUGGAGUAG